Zychaea mexicana is the source of this 1236-nucleotide messenger RNA. RefSeq lists its product as uncharacterized. Bases 1 to 1236 code for a protein of 411 amino acids. The transcript is spliced from 7 exons. The record is from RefSeq and is a predicted model, not a curated record. Lineage: Eukaryota; Fungi; Mucoromycota; Mucoromycetes; Mucorales; Lichtheimiaceae.
AUGGCAGAACAAUUGAAAUCAGCAAUUGAAGAGUUCAAUGAAUUGCAUCCCAAUUGCACGGGAGUGUUCUGUUUCGACCAGAGUUCCAAUCAUUCCGCAAUGCCAAAUAAUGCACUGAAUGCAUUUAAAAUGAACCUUGGACCUGGUGGAAAGCAGAUCAUCUCGCAUGAUACUGGCUAUUAUGAUGCAAAUGGACAGUGGCGAAUUCAGCGUAUGGUGGACGGUGACGGUCGUGCUCGUGGUCUUGAGGCAGUAUUGAAGGAGAGGUGUCUUUGGCCAGAGCAAGGAUUGAAAAAGAUGUGUCAAGGAGAAAACCAAGGCAAUUGCUGUGCAGUGCACUUAAUGGCAGAGCAACCAGACUUCAAAGCUCAAAAAUCGCUUCUUGCUGAAAUAUGCGAAAGCAACUAUAUGAUUUUUGAGCUUUAUCCAAAAUCAAAAAAGAAUUGUAUCACCCCAGACCCAAAUUAUUUGCCCAUAUUCGGACGCCAUACGGGCCUCUACAAGCUCUACGGAACAUACCCUGUGGCCUCUGCGGUGUCACGCCGUGCACACCAAUGGGAAGAUAUUAUCAGACAGUAUAACGAUGGAGAGUUGACAACGACAACUGCUCAACUGGCUGCGAUCUGUGCUCGCAUGAACGAGGAGCACCAGAAAAAGCUUGAAGAGAAGGUCAAGUGCAUGAACCAUAUGAUGGAGCAACCGGCUCCUAUGGAUCUAGAUGUUCGUCAGCAGCUUGGGAGAGCUUUCAGACGCGAGAUCAUGUCGGUUAACCACCGUGCUAGCGUGGCCAUGGGAUGGAAUGUCGGCACGCUCAUGUCUCCCCAGUUUGAGACCGAUUGGAUGCUUACUACACCUAUAGUCUCAUCUACUCAGAACGCAUUGAAUAAGAUUGGAGGGCGUCCAAACUUCCAUCGACAUUGUCAAGGAACAACAGGCGGACCUCGUUUGACCAGAAAGCCUACCAAAAAGAAAAGCACGGUUAAGGACCUCAUGAUUGAACUCUGUAACAACGAAGUCGACAAAAAUUUGACAAAGUUUCCGUGGAAAAGUUUCAAGAGGGUGUCAAACGGUGGGAUAAUUCGCUACAGAAAUGAAACAUUGGGGUGCGAAUUCACGGGUUUUGAUUUUGGCGAAAAGGCGGAUACUGCUUUGUGCCCGAGUGACAUGCCGUAUAAGAGAUGGUCAGAGCUGUAUGAUGCCCUUAUCAAUGGCCAAAUUAGUUUUGAAAAGCUUUAA